This is a messenger RNA of Dryobates pubescens (Downy woodpecker), 1693 nucleotides long. RefSeq names its product LUC7 like (gene LUC7L). Bases 144 to 1256 code for a protein of 370 amino acids. The record is from RefSeq and is a predicted model, not a curated record. Gene Ontology annotation, molecular function: mRNA binding. NCBI's taxonomy places the organism in Eukaryota, Metazoa, Chordata, Aves, Piciformes, Picidae. Gene Ontology annotation, cellular component: U1 snRNP; U2-type prespliceosome. Gene Ontology annotation, biological process: mRNA splice site recognition. The transcript has 10 exons.
CGCCCGGCGCCUUCUGCGUGGUGCCGCUGCCGCUGAGGCCGGAGCCUUCGCCGUGGUUGUCGCCGCCGCCGCCCAGGCCUAAGUGUAAGCCCAGGCCGGAGCCACUCGCACGCCGCGCCCCGCGGCCCGGCUGCGCGCUCGCCAUGUCGGCCCAGGCGCAGAUGCGGGCCCUGCUGGACCAGCUCAUGGGCACGGCCAGGGACGGAGAUGAAACCAGACAAAGGGUGAAGUUCACAGAUGAUCGUGUUUGCAAGAGCCACCUCCUGGAUUGCUGUCCUCAUGAUAUCCUGGCUGGAACACGAAUGGACCUGGGGGAGUGUACCAAGAUCCACGACUUGGCCCUGCGAGCAGAUUAUGAGAUUGCGAGUAAGGAGCGAGACCUCUUCUUUGAGCUGGAUGCGAUGGAUCACCUGGAAUCCUUCAUUGCAGAGUGUGACAGGAGAACAGAACUGGCCAAGAAACGCCUGGCUGAGACACAGGAGGAGAUCAGUGCAGAAGUGUCUGCAAAGGCAGAGAAGGUACAUGAGCUGAAUGAAGACAUUGGAAAACUCCUAGCUAAAGCUGAGCAGCUGGGAGCUGAAGGAAAUGUUGACGAGUCUCAAAAGAUCCUGAUGGAAGUGGAAAAAGUCAGAGCAAAAAAGAAAGAGGCAGAGGAAGAAUACAGGAAUUCAAUGCCUGCCUCCAGUUUCCAGCAGCAGAAGCUGCGUGUGUGUGAAGUCUGUUCAGCAUAUCUGGGUCUCCAUGACAACGACCGGCGUCUUGCUGACCACUUUGGAGGCAAAUUACACUUGGGUUUCAUUCAGAUUCGUGAGAAACUGGAUCAGCUGAGGAAAACAGUGGCAGAAAAGCAAGAGAAGAGAAACCAGGAUCGUUUGAGACGGAGGGAGGAGAGAGAGCGAGAGGAGAGAAUGGGCAGACGGUCUGGAUCAAGAAAUAGAGAUCGUCGACGGUCACGGUCUCGGGACAGGAGGCGAAGGCGCUCGAGGUCAGCUUCCCGUGAACGGCGGAAGUCUCGCUCCCGGUCCCGAGACCGACACAGACGCCACCGGAGCCGUUCCCGCAGCCACAGCAGAGGUCACCGACGGGGGUCCAGAGACAGGAGUUCAAAACACAAAUCUUCUAGAGAUCGAUCUUCAAGAGAAAAGUCACGAGACAGAGAAAGAAAAGAGAAGAGCUCUUCUGAGAGGCGCCACGAGAGCACAAAUGGCAAAUCUCGUUCCAAGAGAUCAGAAGAGAGAGAAGCUGGCGAGAUCUGAACUCAAACCGAUCUGUGUUGCACUGUAAAUAGUCCGAUAAACAUUCUACACAAAGCCUAAAUUCCCCAUUUAUAUUUACUGAAUACGACUCAUCUUUUGUAGUUUGGGGUUUUUAUUGUUUGGCAGAUAGCUGUGAGUUUGUAGAGACACAGAGUUACGUACUGUUUAACAGGGGGUUGUUUCAGUAGGGAGUAAAUAAAUCCGGACGGAUUGUUUCCCAGAGCAGGCCAGCGGCUGGUGCACUGUGUUUGUCCUGGCCCAGCGUGCUCGGAGCUGCCCUCAGGCUUGUAAUGCUUCAGCCCUUUCCAAAAGAUCUACCUGACCCUCUGUGAGCAAGCCAGUAGUGCUCGUUCUCAGUUAAUUUCUCCUUCUGUUUAUAUAUGUUAAAAGAAAUUCAGAAGUGUUUUGGUUGGGUUUUUAUGUUAGUGGUUGUUUUU